AAUGACCCACCCCUUGUUUAUUAUCGAUUUCCAAUUAUUGGACAUACAUGGAGAUUUAUAACGGAUUGCGAAAAACUAGUUUUGGAAUCUCGGCAAAAGUAUGGCGAGACAUUUUCAUUAUACGUAUUUGGCCAAUUAAUUACUGUAGUCGGAAAGGAAUCAACUCAUGAACUAUUUAAGAACGAUGAAGAAUUUUCUUUUCGCGAUGGCUUGCAAGAGGGAAUGCCUAUAAAUCGUAUAUUUGCUCAUCAUGUUAAUUAUACGAAAUCUACUAAAAUAGUAAGAGACUUUUCUAGAGAAAAUUUAAAAAAUCUUACAAGUAGGAUGCAACAAAGUAUUAAUGAGGCUAUAAGCAUUUAUAUUGGUGAAUGUGUCGAACGGAAGGCUGUUAGUGAUUUAAGUGGACUUUUAUUAAAUAUAAUUUCAAUUCCCAUUGCUAACAUUAUUGUUGGUGAAGAAUGUUCCCAGCAUGAGGAUAUUAUAGAAACGUUUAGAACCUUAUUUUUAACAAUUGUCAAAAUGAUUAGCAUACCACCACUAUUAUCUUUUAUACAUCCCUGGCUUCAUAAACAACUUUUAUU
Messenger RNA from Racocetra persica, 581 nucleotides. NCBI's taxonomy places the organism in Eukaryota, Fungi, Glomeromycota, Glomeromycetes, Diversisporales, Gigasporaceae. The record is from the annotation of a GenBank genome assembly.